AUGGUCGGCGGCUUCAAUGCUCGGACUGGGUUUCCUUCUCGCCGGAGCUAUGUGCCGUGGACUGCAAGACGAACGGAGCGGAAAGCGCAUGCUGAUGAGGAUCAGUCGCAACUUCGCCUUCUCGACAACGUCGAGAAGGCUCGUAUCCUUCUUGUGGCACGAUAUAACGCCCACAGCAAGCACGAACCAAAGUCGAAAGUCAAGGAGUGGCGCUAA
Molecule: messenger RNA, 216 nt
Organism: Dichomitus squalens LYAD-421 SS1
Lineage: Eukaryota; Fungi; Basidiomycota; Agaricomycetes; Polyporales; Polyporaceae
Exons: 3
Coding region: 1-216 (71 amino acids)
Source: RefSeq, a predicted model, not a curated record